AUGGAUGCACCAACACAACCAAAGAGAAUGGUAGAACCUCCAUUGUCAUUGGGGAAGAGAAAAGGAACCAAGAUAGACAAAAAAUUGGCUCUUCUUAUAUUCAUUUUGCAUUUACUUUGUGUUUUCGCACCAUUUCAAAUUAAUAAGGCUGCCGUUUCGAUUUGUAUUAUCCUAUAUAUUAUUACAGGUCUCUUCGGUGUCACUAUUUCGUAUCAUCGAAAUCUUUCACAUAAGAGUUUCAAACUUCCUAAAUGGCUUGAAUACUUGUUUGCUUAUUGUGGAGUUCAUGCCUUUCAGGGCAAUCCAAUCGCUUGGGUGAACACGCAUAGAUAUCAUCAUCAAUUCGUUGAUACUGAAAAAGACCCACAUAGUCCAAUUAAUGGGUUUUGGUUCAGCCAUCUUAUUUGGUACCUUCAAGAGAUUGAUGAAAGUGCAAGUAAAAUGAUUGAAAGGGAUCUGGAGAAGCAAACAUUCUAUAGGUUUCUUCGCAAAACAUACAUAUAUCAUCCAAUUGCUCUUGCGGUCAUACUUUAUAGCAUUGGAGGCGCUCCUUUCUUCAUUUGGGGAACGUGUGUGAGAAUGGUAAUAAAUUUACAUGCAAUUUCUUCGGCAAAUUCAAUAUGUCACAUGUGGGGAAAACGACCGUGGAAAACAAAUAAUUUAUCCACAAACAAUUGGGUGGUGAAUUUGCUUCUAUUUGGAGAAGGUUGGCACAGUAAUCACCAUGCUUUUGAGUAUUCAGCUAGGUUGGGCAUUGAAUGGUGGCAAUUUGACCCUGGUUGGUAUGUUAUUGUGUUUCUUCAAGCCAUUGGAGUGGCUACUCAUGUCAAAUUGCCAUCUCAAACCCAUAUGCAAAAAUUGGCCAAAGAUUAACUAAAAGAACCUUCUCUUUUGACUGAUGCUUUGUAUGGAAAUAAUUAUGCUUCUAA
This is a messenger RNA of Cucurbita pepo subsp. pepo (vegetable marrow), 929 nucleotides long. RefSeq names its product palmitoyl-monogalactosyldiacylglycerol delta-7 desaturase, chloroplastic-like. Gene Ontology annotation, molecular function: palmitoyl-[glycerolipid] 7-desaturase activity. The record is from RefSeq and is a predicted model, not a curated record. Gene Ontology annotation, biological process: very long-chain fatty acid biosynthetic process. Gene Ontology annotation, cellular component: endoplasmic reticulum membrane. NCBI's taxonomy places the organism in Eukaryota, Viridiplantae, Streptophyta, Magnoliopsida, Cucurbitales, Cucurbitaceae.